AUGACAGAUUUAAAAAGAUUAUUGAUUAACGUCGAAACUGAACUUGUUGAAGUAAGAAAUGAAUGGGACGCUAUUGUAAAUGAAACAGAUUUAAUCUUAUCAAGUGAACCAAAAGAAUAUGCUGUAAUUACAUUUCCACCAACAGAGUCAUUACUUUCUAAAAUUGGUGUUAUUGAUGGAGAAAUCAAAGAGAUAAAAGAAAAUAUUGUUUCUGUUGAAGCAACUAAAAGGAUGUUUUUUGUUGCUAAAAUAGACCAAAUUGAAGAAGAAAGAAAAAGUUUAGUUGAAGAAAUUGAUGCUAAAGAAACAGAAAAGAAAGAUUAUAUUGACAAAAUAAAUGAUACAUCAAAAAAAAAUGAAGAACGUGUUGGUAUGAGAAAAACAAGAAUGGGAUUAUAUGCGAAAGAAAAUGAAUCACUAAGAGCAUCUGAAGCAUUAGCUCAUGAUAUUAGUGAGAAUAUUAAUGCAACAGUUUUUAUGAUUGAAGAACAAGAUUCAAGAUUAUCUCACACUCAAUUAAGAUGGAGUGAAAUGACAAGUAUUUUAGGAUUAUCUAAAACAGUAAUGGAUUUAAUUCAUUCAAGAAAUAAAGUUGAUAAAUUAAUUGUUUAUGGUGGAUUGAUUGGCAUUAUUAUUAUUAUUGUAUUGUUAUAUUAUUUCAUAAAACAUUAA
Messenger RNA from Entamoeba nuttalli P19, 672 nucleotides. RefSeq lists its product as hypothetical. The transcript has 2 exons. Lineage: Eukaryota; Evosea; Mastigamoebida; Endamoebidae. The record is from RefSeq and is a predicted model, not a curated record. Bases 1 to 672 code for a protein of 223 amino acids.